CAUGGCAGCUUCCGUGAAGAUCGUCCGUGUGACAUAACUUCAGCUUUGGAUUGUUCUCUAACAUCUCUUACCUUUAUUCUAGCCUCAGUUUCCACUGGAUCUGCACGUGUGCGUUUCUCAUGUUGACCAGGAGGCUCCGCCGCCUGCAGAGCUUCCUCUCGCCGGUAUCCAGACGUGCGAGUCGCCUCGCCAGGACGCAGUAUGACGUCAUCGUGGUGGGUGGGGGUCACGCGGGCACCGAGGCGGCGGCGGCCGCCGCCAGAGUGGGAGCUGAAACACUCCUGAUCACACAGAAAACACAGACAAUUGGCGCUCUGUCCUGUAACCCGUCCAUGGGAGGAGUGGGGAAAGGUCACCUGGUCCGAGAGGUCGACGCUCUGGACGGCCUGUGCGGCCGGGCGGCCGACUGGGCCGGGAUUCACUUCUCCGUUCUGAAUCGGAGGAAGGGGCCGGCGGUGUGGGGGCCGAGGGCCCAGCUGGACCGCCAGCGCUACCGGGAAUUCAUCCAGUCCGAGCUGCUCUCCACUCCCAGACUGACGGUGGUGGAGGGGUCGGUGGAGGAGCUGCUGGUGGAGGAACCGGACCCAGAGAGGCCCGGGCGCCACAGAGUCACCGGGAUACGUUUGGCAAACAGCGACCGCCAGAUCUCCGCCGGCGCCGUCGUUCUCACCACCGGCACCUUCCUGUCCGGCUCGCUGUUUGUGGGGCAGACCUCGUCUCCCGGGGGUCGGAUCGGAGACGCUCCGUCCAGCGCCGGGCUGUCCCACACUCUGAGGGACAGGCUGGGGCUGAGGACGGGCCGGCUGAGGACCGGCACCCCUCCGAGGAUCGUGAAGGAGUCCGUAGAUCUUUCUUUGGCCCAGCUGCACCCUGGGGACAGCCGCCCGAGUCCGUUCAGCUUCCUCAACACACACACACGCUGCAAGCCAGAGGAGCAGCUGCCUUGUUACCUGACUUUAACCACUCCCGGCGUGGAGAGAGUGGUGAGAGAAAGCCUCCAUCUCAACUGUCACAUACAGCAAGACACCAAAGGUCCCAGGUACUGCCCCUCCAUUGAGUCUCGAGUGCUUCGCUUUCCGGGGCGGCAGCACCAGGUGUGGCUGGAGCCCGAGGGCGUGACCUCCGACCUCCUGUACCCGCAGGGCCUGUCCAUGACCAUGCCGCCGGAGAUCCAGCUCCGCCUCAUCAGGGAGAUCCCGCCCCUGCGCAGAGCCGAGAUCCGCACGCCAGGUUACGGCGUCCAGUACGACUUCGUUUGCCCCACCCAGCUGAGCCCGGCGCUGCAGGUGAAGAGCACUCAGGGUCUGUUUCUGGCCGGUCAGAUCAAUGGGACGACCGGGUACGAAGAGGCUGCUGCACAGGGCCUGUGGGCGGGGAUCAACGCCGGCCGCUCGGCGCUCUCCAUGCCCGUGGCGGCGCUGUCCCGAACGGAGAGCUACAUCGGGGUCCUCAUCGACGACCUGGUGAGCCGGGGCGUCACCGAGCCGUACCGCAUGUUCACCAGCCGGGCCGAGUUCCGGACUUCGCUCCGCCCCGACAACGCUGACCUCCGCCUCACGCUGAAAGGGUUUGAGGAAGUAGGAUGUGUGUCUUCCCUGCGUUACAAAGAGGCAAUCAGAGUGCGGGACGCCAUCCAGGAGGCCAUCGCCGCCCUGCAGUCCGUCUCCCUGUCCAGCGCCAACUGGAAGAAAAAGCUCCCUGCAUGUAACAUCAGUGACGGCAGGAGCGGCUGCCUGACAGCCAUGGAUGUCCUGCUGUACAGUGACAUCUCCUUUGACAUGUUGGCGUCCGUGUUCCCGGAGUGCUUUUCGUCAUACAGCGAGUUCUCGCAAAGACUCAAGAUUGAGGCUGUUUACAGGCCACACUGUGACAAGCAGAGGAAAGAGAUCGAGAGGAUUCAGCGGGAGGAGAGCAUGGCUCUGCCGGACGACAUCGACUACUGGUCCCUGCCGGCGUCGCUGUCUCAGGAAGCCAGAGAGAUUCUGGACAGAGUUCGACCGAGCACACUGGGGGCUGCAACUCGUCUGGAAGGUAUAACUCCCGCAGCGGUAGUUAACCUCUUCAACUACGUGAACUUCAAAGAGAAAAAUGAUGCAAGAACUCAAAAACCAAACGAAAAGCUGGAGCGAGAAGAGGAUCUGUUUGCAAGAAAUGCACCUUUACCACACUGAUUUAAAAACACUUCUGUAAGAACACAACUGUUACCAACCUAAAAAAGUUUUAUUUAUACAUAAUAAAAGCAUAAAUAA
Molecule: messenger RNA, 2249 nt
Organism: Salarias fasciatus (jewelled blenny)
Lineage: Eukaryota; Metazoa; Chordata; Actinopteri; Blenniiformes; Blenniidae
Gene: mto1
Product: mitochondrial tRNA translation optimization 1
Exons: 13
Coding region: 120-2171 (683 amino acids)
Biological process (GO): tRNA wobble uridine modification; tRNA methylation
Cellular component (GO): cytosol
Molecular function (GO): flavin adenine dinucleotide binding
Source: RefSeq, a predicted model, not a curated record